This is a messenger RNA of Chara braunii, 926 nucleotides long. Lineage: Eukaryota; Viridiplantae; Streptophyta; Charophyceae; Charales; Characeae. The record is from the annotation of a GenBank genome assembly.
CAGAGGAUUGUUGUUGGAUUGAGGGCACUGGGGGACACAAUUGUAGAGAUGCAAGGAUGCAGGCCCGUCUGAUGCAGCCAGCGAGGUGGUGGAGGAAGUGGUGCAGUGACAUGCCCAUCCUCCAGAAGCAAGUCGUUCGUCUGCUUGGACAAGCGUCCUCCUCCUCUUGUUGCGAGAGGAACUGGAGCUUGUUCGAACGAAUUCAUAGUCGUCUCUGUAACAACCUCGGUGCCAUCAAGCUUAGCACACUGGUUUUCAACAGAUGGAACCAGCAUUUGUUGGAUGCGUUGAUCAAGAAGCCGAAGGCCGAUAAGGGUUCACCGCAAUGGGAAGAGGAUGAACCAGUGGAAGAUCUCACACGGGAUGAGAUGGCCAAGGAUGCACGAAUGCGGUUGGCGGAGUGGCGUGCCCGGCUGCACAGAACAGAGCUGGUCGGUGAUGCAGGUGAUGAGGAGGCUCAGGACGUGGAAGGUGGCAGUUUGGCAGAAGGUCCUGCACCCGCACGUCUCACAAGAAAGCGGGGACGACCGCAGAAGCAGCCCGUGCAAGAGGAGGAGGAAGUAGCGCCAGGAAGGACAAGCAGCGAUGAAAGUGGUAGCGGCGCUGAUGAAAAUGAUGGCGGCAGAGACGAAAGUGAUGGCAGCGGCGAUGGUGACGACGAGAGCGGUGGCUGCGAUGGGACAGAUGGCAGUGGCGAGGAGGACGAAGGCGAAGGCGACGAGAAAGAUGGUUGUUCGUCGGAGGAAGAGGGCGACUCCGAAUCAGAACCCCUGUCUACAUUGCGCAAGACAUCCCACUGACGCGCGCGCGCGUCUGUGUGUGUGUGUGUGUGUGUGUGUGUGUGUGUGUGUGUGUGUGUGUGUGUGUGUGUGUGAGAGAGAGAGAGAGGGCACUGACAGUGCUGGUAAUAUGAACACUCUUCAAGU